Molecule: messenger RNA, 387 nt
Organism: Westerdykella ornata
Lineage: Eukaryota; Fungi; Ascomycota; Dothideomycetes; Pleosporales; Sporormiaceae
Exons: 3
Coding region: 1-387 (128 amino acids)
Source: RefSeq, a predicted model, not a curated record
AUGCCAAUGUUCCAAUUUUUCGACUUGGAUGCCGGUGGCCUAGAGUUCAAUGAAGCAGUUUCCACUUCUCGACUCGUCUACAUCCUUCCACAUGAAGCCGACGGUACCACAUCGCCCUUCUGGGAGCUGGGGGCCGUCAGCAGCAAAGAAAAUUAUGGACUUGCACUUCCUCGCGUUUCUCGUGCUGCAACCCGCUUUUCUGCGUAUUUCGUCUUUAUAAUCGGCAAUGACACGGCGAUUGAAUUUGACAGAACCGUUUUCUCGUUUUAUCCUAAGAACGAGUCUGUUGUACAGCGGAAGGGUAAUUGGGUUUCUUCGGUCAGACUAUCGUUUGAACCAGCGGCUGUUUUGUCAUGUCCUUGGAAAUUUGCGUUAAGCAUAGGCUAG